AUGCUGAAGAGUUUGCACGAUUGGGUGAUGUUGAAGAGGAUGCUGACCGGCUUGCGGAAUUUGUUGGUCAAAUUAGAGCUAUGGGAGUCCUGCGAUUUAUACGGAGACUGUACCAUCUUCGAUUUGGGCCUGGACCUUUUCCAUGUUCGUACCAUCGUUUUUAGCGGCAUGCGUCAUCGGAUUAGCGAUGCACUACGAAAACUAAAAGCGUCGAUGAUCCCGACCCUUUUCUAUCAGGUUCUCAAAGGUCGCGAUCUGGAAAAUAUCAUCUUUGAUGUAGAGGAUGCAGACGUCUUUGCUGCGAUGGAAGAGCUCAAGCUCCCCUGCAAGGCCAUUGAUUGGGAGUUAAGCAGGAAAUGGUUGACAUUUUCUAAUUUGAAGGAACUGGUGAUACGGACGAAUGCGUACGACUGGCAGAGGCAUAGUUUUGAGGAUGGAAUAAUCUCGUCGUUGAAUAAGAAUGAUAUCGUCACAGAACAUAACCAGCUCGAAAAGAGAGAUAUUCAGUGCAGAACAGGCCAUGGAUACAUAGGCGAGUAUUACUCACAAUUCGUGCCAAGUAAGGACGUUGACUGCCCUUGUGCAGAGUUGUUUCAGACACGGGAGCACACCCUGCGUUCAUGCACCCUCUACGAAGAGCAACGGGGGAUCCUCCGGAAUGUGUCAAGGACUGUAUACCUACCAGACAUCCUUGGCACCAAGGAAGGAAUCACAGCACUGAGCGAGUUCAUGGAAAACACAGGAGCAUUCACCUGGACGGGACAACUACAAAACGAGAGGCUCGCCCCAGAGCCAGAAGAAGAAGGAGGAGGAGGAGGAGAGUGGUGGGAAGAAGAUGAGGGCGACACGGAAGACGAGCACGGGUAA
Molecule: messenger RNA, 867 nt
Organism: Guyanagaster necrorhizus
Lineage: Eukaryota; Fungi; Basidiomycota; Agaricomycetes; Agaricales; Physalacriaceae
Exons: 4
Coding region: 1-867 (288 amino acids)
Source: RefSeq, a predicted model, not a curated record